GCGAGGGAGACCGCGUGGUGAGUUUUUGGGUGCGGGUCUUGCGGUGCGCGCUCGCCAUUACGCAUAUCCACAAACAGCCAUAUUACACCAGCAAAAUACGUCACCUAUUUUAGCAUAUCUCUACUCGCUCGUAAAGAGUUCUAGCAGAGGAUGGUCAUGGAAACCCCAUCACCGCAAUGUGUCGGCCUUGAAUUUGUGCGCCAGUACUACACGGUGCUCAACAAGGCCCCCAUGCACCUUCAUCGGUUUUUCAGUAACAAUUCGUCAUUCAUGCAUGGGGGCCACAAUUCCAUGAGUGAACCAAUUAUUGGCCAAACAGACAUACAUGAGAUGAUCAAGACACUAAAUUUCCGUGACUGUCGGGCCAAGAUACGAAUGGUUGAUGCUCAAGCUACACUUGGUGAUGGAGUAGUUAUUCAGGUGACAGGAGAGUUGUCUAACAAUGGUAAUCCCAUGCGACGGUUCAUGCAGACCUUUGUGUUGGCUCCACAAACCCCCAAGAAGUACUAUGUACACAAUGACAUCUUCCGCUAUCAAGACGAGGUGUUCAUUGAUGGAGAAGGUGGGGAUGAGGCUGGGAGUGAAGUUGAAGAAGACAUUGAAGCUCCAAUGACACCUCAGAAUUUUACUGCUCCGUCUGCGACGGUAAAUGGGUCAGCUCAUCCUCCUGAACCAGAACCAACACCACCUGCUGCUCCCCAAACUCCAGUAGCUCCACAAGUUCCCACUCCAGUUCCAACUGAGUGGGGAAACCAAACAUCACAGACUUUAAGGGAGGUUGUAGCAGUGCCAGCUUCUGUAAGCUGUGCAUCAGUUGUGACGAGUGCACCCAUUGUUGCUCCGCCUUUGUCUCCAACACCUCCGGCACCAACUACAACAGAAAUUGUACCCGAAGCUCCUCCUACUCCAGAAAAGGAUGAUGAAGGUUGGGGUACUCCUGUCUCUGACGGUUGGGGUGGCUCUUCAGAACCCCAGAGCACAUCCUGGGAUGAACCAGCAGUUCCACACAAGGAAACCCCUGAUCCAGACCCUCCCCAGCCUGAUCCAGUUCAACAACCAGUAUCAAGUGAACCCAAAACAUAUGCAAAUUUGUUUAAGAGCAAUCAAGGAUAUGGUGGCACACCACCACCACCUACAUGUGCAGCCUCUCACCCACCUUCCACACAGUCAACACCACCUGCACCCCACCACAAUCAACAGCUUAAUCGUGUUGAAGUAAACAGUCGUGCUACAGCAGCAGCUGGUGUAAAUCCUGCUCAGAAUCCACCCCAGUCUGGUGGUGGAUUUAUUCAACGGGCACCCAGGAACACACAAGGACGAGGGCCGCCAAGAGACCGCCCAUUCAGGCCCAACGGUGAAGAUAAUUCAGAAUUAGAGAGUUUAGGUGGUGAAGAAAGACGGAGAGCUCCUCCUGUUCCUGACAGUCAACAGAUAUUUGUGGGGAACCUUCCCCACACAGCAGGGGAGGAAGAACUGAAGGCUGAGUUCUCACGAUUUGGCAAGAUUGUAGACAUUCGCAUAAAUACAGCCAAGGGUAAAACUGGCCCAAAGGGGCAAGUUCCUAACUUUGGAUUCAUCACAUUUGAAGAAGAAAGUUCUGUUAACAAGGCUCUUCAUAGUAGGCCUAUUCACCUCAAUGGUGAACACAGGUUGAAUGUCGAGGAAAAGAAAGCGCGCCUACGAAUGGAUGGUGGAAUGGGGCGGCCAAACAGUGGUCGUGGCGGCAUGGGUGGUAGUGGCGGCUUACGUCAAGGUCCUCCAGGGGGGCUUCAGGGCCGUGGUGGUGGCCGACCCGGUUUCAACCGAGACAGCAAUCGAGGUGGCCCCGGAGGACCAAGAGGUGGCUUUGUCCAACGACGUUAGUGACCAUUUAUAGUCACUGUGACCUCCUCUCUUACUCACAAGUAACCUCUGUCCAGUGCAGCAUAUCUUAGCAGAUGGUUGCAUAAGUGGUCCAAAUAUCUAGAACAGGACUGCUAAAUCUAACCUCAAUAGAGCCAUUGUACAACUUCAUGGUGUGCUCGGUGAACGUUACUGUUUUGAUAUGUAACUAAACGGUGGCCACUUUGAAAAUACUGGUGCUUGAGGUGAUGACAGAUGAAACAAGUGAAAUAUGUUACAGAAACUUCACAAUAACUUAAGUGGCUUCUUUUGUAAUUUAGUUUCUUCUAUGUCUCAGUAACUGUUUUAAAAUAUCAAAUUGAUUUCCAUUUUGUGAAUACAAACAUUUUCCACUGGUGACUUGUACUUAGACCUAGUGCCUCCCUUGAUAGAUUCUGUUGUGUACGAGUAAGAACCUUCCUCUCUGGAUGGUUGUGAUGAAAUUGUCUCUAUAGUAAUUACUCAUAUUUGGCAGUAAAACAAAUUGUUUGUGAUUACCAAGAUCAUUCCCAUUAUAAACAGCUACUAGUCACAAUUGAAACAAAAAACUUUUUAUGCUUGUUUGUUUCUCUUACAAAGUAAAGUUUGAUAGUAUAUUUAAAUAUGGAUUUUUUUUUUUUUUACUUCAGCUGAGACUGAUGUACAUUUUGUGAUUGUGGGGCUUAUUGCAAUUUCUUGCAACAGUCAGCAUGGAGACAAAUUUUGAGAUGCUCAUCUGACUUGGCCAAUCAUCCUUGCUCACACUAGAUCAUUUACAUUUCUAGCACUACUGUCAGUGGGCAUUAUUACACUCAAAUAUUAACCUGUUUAAUACAGCCAUUACUGGUCAAGCACAGAUCUGCAUUUUUAUUAUAUAUACAAAUAUAUAUAUACAUAUAUAUAUAUAUGUUGUGGGUGAAAUUUAUAGUUUUCACAUAUCUGCUCAUGAGGUACUUUAGCUGGAGGAACAAAAACAAUAGGUAAUGGGGGUGGGUGAAGGCCUGGGAUGGGGGGGGGGGAAGCUGUCGAAGGUCACACUGUUCGUAGCAAGUCACUUCUGGUCACUACUCUUACACUUGAUUUGACCUGUUUUAAUUUUUUUGUAGUGUGCUAGUUUUUCACCAAAUGGAAAAUUGUGGAGCAUUUAUACUUCACGUGUGAGUUGUAAACCACCUUAAACAUUUGUAGUAAACAGUAUGCAAGAGGAGAAAAUAGCCUUAUCACCAUCAACACUUGCAACUCUAUGAACAUAUUUCAUUCCAAAGGAUUUAGUUCAAAGGUUGUCUAAGCAUGCAAUGAUUUUCAGAUAAUGAAGAUGGAUUUUUUUAUUGUACAAAUCAGUAUUAGUUUUUUGUUCUUGUUCUUGUUACUGGUUGCGUUUAAAGGCAAGUUCCCAUGUUAAAGAUGGAUGUGCAGAAAUGUGAUAUUAGUUUAGAUAGUGUGAGAGCAGUUAUGGAGUGUUCUGAAAGUGAUUGCAUGUUCAGGCAGCUUUGAUACUCUCCUUUUCUUAUGGUUACAAAAGGGAUUUAAUAAUUAAUUACCCAAAGUCCAGAGCUUAAUCAUCCUCUUGAGAAAUCACUAAAAAAAUGUCUGAAAAUAAUUUUGCUCAGUUGAUGACCUGGAAUGCAGUAGUUUCUAACCAGUUGUGAUUAUUGGUAACUCUUGUGGCAUUAAACUUAAAUAACUGAGUUUUAAAAAGGAAAACAUCCAUAACUUAAUUUUAACGGUGAAACUACUCAGUUCAGUCCCUAAAAGUUCUCGUUUCUGAAUCUUUGGGGAAUGUGAUAAUUCUCGGAUCCAUCUUAUUUAAUUGAAGGUUUUCCGAGAGUUCAAAUGCUUUUUCUACAACUUUAUUUAUGGUCUGUUCAUGCAGCUCCUCCUGGUCAGAAUCUUUGUGACAAAUGCAGAAUGAAAGUGAGAAAUAAAAGCCUCUUUUCU
Molecule: messenger RNA, 3798 nt
Organism: Procambarus clarkii (red swamp crayfish)
Lineage: Eukaryota; Metazoa; Arthropoda; Malacostraca; Decapoda; Cambaridae
Gene: rin
Product: ras GTPase-activating protein-binding protein 2
Cellular component (GO): cytosol; ribonucleoprotein complex
Molecular function (GO): mRNA binding
Source: RefSeq, a predicted model, not a curated record